Messenger RNA from Myotis myotis, 5622 nucleotides. RefSeq names its product testis expressed 12 (gene TEX12). Gene Ontology annotation, cellular component: central element. The transcript has 4 exons. The record is from RefSeq and is a predicted model, not a curated record. NCBI's taxonomy places the organism in Eukaryota, Metazoa, Chordata, Mammalia, Chiroptera, Vespertilionidae. Gene Ontology annotation, biological process: synaptonemal complex assembly. The coding region runs from base 1361 to 1732 and encodes 123 amino acids.
CGGGCGGAGCCUGCGGGGCCGGUGGUAUUUUCUGCGUGUUGCUGAGGUGGCACCGAGGCCUGUUAGCGGGAAGCUGGCAGGAAGCGGUGCCCCGGUGGUAUUUUUUGCGUGUUGCUGAGGUGGCGCUGAGGCGAGGCUGGCAGGAACCGGAAGCUGGCAGGAAGCGGGGCUCGGUGGUAUUUUCUGCGUGUUAUUGUGGUGGCACCGAGGCCUGUUGACCGGAGACUGACAGGAACCGGGGCCCAGUGGUAUUUUCUGCGUGUUGCUGAGGUGGCACCGAGGCCUGUUAGCGGGAAGCUGGCAGGAAGCGGUGCCCCGGUGGUAUUUUUUGCGUGUUGCUGAGGUGGCGCUGAGGCGAGGCUGGCAGGAACCGGAAGCUGGCAGGAAGCGGGGCUCAGUGGUAUUUUCUGCGUGUUGCUGUGGUGGCGCCGAGGCCUGUUGACUGGAGGCUGGCAGGAAGGCGGCAGCAUUGUAGGGAAUUCACCGAACAGACAUAUUUAUUACUAGUUGUUGCUGGCUUAUAUAAAUGAAGAUUAUAUGUGACUAGUCAAGCCGAUUACAGUUAUCCACAUCAGCAUACUUUCUCGAAAUCAAGCUAAAUGCUGUACAUUGAUGACUUGAGAUGUAGGGACUAUACCAUUUUAGGCUUCAACAGUUUUUCUUUAGUCAACAUAAUCUUUCGGAUACAUAGGGAAAUUAUCUUCAGAACUAGUAGAAAAGUUACUUAGAGGUAAAAUUUGAUGCUCUAUGAAAACAGAAGAAGACCAUGGAAGUGACCUCAGGCUAGAAGAGAUCUGGUCCAGUCCCAGUUUUACCUGGUUGAGGUUGGUCAGCUGUCUUCGCCCCGGUUUUCAUGUCUGUCAGAGAUGAGAUAGACUCAGAUGAGCAAUGAUAUCUGCUUGGACACUGAGACAUUGUGAAGGUAGAAGCAUCUUAGAUGAAUCCGGAAACGAGGCGGAAGUGCCAGACACCAGUUUGGCUGACUGUACACAGAGGGAGUCAACGAAAAUCAGGGGAAUGGUAGGUUAGCCCCAGGUGAUGUAGGACUUUGGAUGGAAUUUGAACUUAUUCUGGAGCAAUGAGUACGCAAGGACACGUUUUUUGAGAUAAGGGAAUGCAGUAAUUACCGUUUUGAAAGUUCAGGGAGUAUGGUAAUCAGUUUUGAAAGACUGCCCAAACAGCAGUUGGUAGGAUGACUUAGAGAAAGGAGAGAUUGUGAAGUUUAGGUAAGUGACCGGUAAUGAGAGCCUAAAUGAACAGUGGCAGUGGGUGGGAAGAUUCAAGAGAUCUGUGUGUGUAGCUUGGAGUUUGUACUUAAGUUUGGUGUUGCUCAAAAUUUUGCAGCUCUUGCCUCCAGGUUAUGAUGGCAAAUCACCUUGUAAAACCUGAUACUAGAAAUUGCAAGAGACCAAGAGAGUUGGAGCCUCAAAUGCCAGAUAGUCCACAACUGUCUUCUCUUGGAAAAUCAGAUUCCUCUUUCUCUGAAAGCUCUGGACUAUUUGAUAAAGAUGAAUCCCUGGAGAAAGAUUUGAAUGAUAUGAGCAAGGAAAUUAAUCUAAUGUUGUCUACAUAUGCAAAGAUUUUAAGUGAGAGAGCAGCAGUAGAUGCUUCUUAUAUCGACGAGAUAGAAGGACUCUUCAAAGAAGCCAAUACUAUUGAAAACUUUCUAGUACAAAAAAGAGAGCUCCUGAGACAGAGAUUUACAGUUAUUGCAAAUACACUACACAGUUAAAAGUUGUGUACUUAAAAUAAGCUGAUAAUUUAAACCCAUUAUUGUUGUAAGGAAAGAAUGACAUUUGUGCUCUGAAAGCUGUGGAAAAUGUAUACCUUAAACAUAGAAGGGGAAACACCUUGAAUUUCUUUUCUAGACUUAAAGGGAGCUUUAAACUGGAUAUUAAUAUGUUUUCUUUUGAGGGUCAACUCUUUGGUGUAGUGUAUAAAAGUGUAAGUUAUUUAAAUUAUUAUUAAUUCUUUUUUUUAAAAAACUAGUCUUCAACUUCUAAAAGAGGAUGCAAUGAGUUAAUUUGAUAAUGUUUAACAAUAUUGUACUUUUUUGGGGAAUAUUUUAAUUAAGUAGAAGAUGGCAUUGGAGAUAGUUUUAAAAUGUUUUUCAUGGUUAGUAUUAUAAAAAAAAUUAAAACCUAAAUGUGAUUUGUCCAGUUUCUCAGUAUGUAGAAAACUAUAUGUGCUCUUGCUAUUUAAAAUAAUCAUUUGAUUAUUUCACUAUUAGUUAUUAUACAUGAUUAAUAAAAGUUUUUUUGUUUAAAAUUAUUUUCUUGUGCUAAAAUAAAAACCAGAAAUAACCAGACCUUAUAUGAGUUGGCUUUUUAAGAAAAGUAAUUUUAUUGAUUUUUUACAGAGAGGAAGGAAGAGGGAUAGAGAGUAAGAAACAUCGAUCAGCUGCCUCCUGCACACUCCCUACUGGGGAUGUGCCCACAACCAAGGUACAUGCCCUUGACAGGAAUCGAACCUGGGACCCUUGAGUCCGCAGGCUGACACUCUAUCCACUGAGCCAAACCGGUUAGGGCAAGUUGGCUUUUUUUAUACAACCAUAUUGAUGAAUUGUACUUAGUAGAAGCAUUAGCAAUUGUGUGGUAUGGGAUAAAAUUAGUGAUCCAAAUGUAAAGAGAUUGGGUAAACAACAAGGUGACUGUUGAGUCAUUUCAAUCCUAUUAUAAUUCAGAAAUUGAAUUUGGACUAGCAGAUCUCUAAUACUUAUCUAGCUAAAAUAAUUUCUCCCUUUAUUGGAAGGUACUGCUGUGAUUUUAUUACAAAUUUCUAAUAUGUUAUAUAAUUAUAUGUCAUGACUAUAUUAAUCAGAUUUUUAAUAAUCAUAGCAUAUAUUUUAAAAACAUAGAUAAUUUAAUCUAUUGUAUAUAUACUUUGCUGAUAUAAGCAAUCACAAAUUUGGACAUAUUUAUAAACAAUACCACAAGGAAUUUGAUAUUUUUUAGGUGGUUAGCAUGUUUACCUUGCUGCCUUGUAAAUGUUAAAAUAAACUCUCAUUUCAUGAAAUGACUAUUUGAAGGUAUAUAUACUUACCAUAUAGCAUAAAUACUCAUACAAGGAAGGAUUAAAAACAGUAAGAACAUUUUCUAAAAAUAUUGUUUAUUAUGAAGUGGGAAAAUUAUUAGGUUUCUAUAGGGGUACACUAAUGGAGGUCAAUGAAGUAACUAAUAGAAAUGGGAUUUUUAAAUAUUAAAUGCAGCCAGAAGACUGUAUUUGAAUUGAUAUGCCUUAUCACCUGGAUUUUGAGUUAUUCUGUUACCUUAUAGAGUUCUUGAAUGUUCUAAAUACAAAGAUGACUAUACUGGCCCAUCAUUAGAAGUCUUGAGUUAUUUCUUUCCUAAGCAUUUAUUAUUAAUGUGAAAGCCAAGGCUAACAGAAUGUUUCAGAACAGAUUUCAUAAUAUACUUGUUAUAUCUUGAUGGUGUUACCAUUCUUCAGCAUCUGAUUCUUCCCUGUGCAGGUUCAGAGUAUUGAUUUGAUUAUUUGGUAUGAUUAAGACUGAAACUGUAAGGACACAUAUGUAAUACCCUAAUAAAGAAAAAAAAUAAAACUGGGGGGAAAAAAAGACUGAAACUGAUUUUUAGUGAAAAAAUGUGUUUACUGGUCAGAACAAAAGGCAAAAGUUCCUGAAUGCCUAAUUAAGGCUUAUUUUUUUAAAUCAAAUUUUGAUGUCUUUGGUACCAUCCACAUAAACAAGAAUAAUUAUCUCACCUCUGGAGAUAUGCUUUUGUAGGCAUACCAUUGCCCUUUAAUUUACACUUCUAAUAUUUCAAUAAAAUUUUCAAGUUUAUACUUUUCACUGAUUAUAAGCCAAAAUAUAUAUUGAAUAUCUUUGUGCAUCAUAUUGUGCUAGGCACUGUGGGAAAUACAGAAUAGUUUAAGAUACUUUUUUUUCUCCCUUCUGACAAUUUUAACCACUCCUUUCUUGAAAUACACUUACAUACCUUUGCUGGGAAAACAUGAUAUGUAAAUGUUAAAAGUAUCUCUGUGGCAGUGGUAGUAACUCCUAGUGGGAGCAGAGGGUCAGAGGGGUAGGUUUUGAAAUGGGUUUUUGUAAAGGAAAGAAGGAGGAUAUUUCAGGCAGGGAAAAGUUUGUUCAAAGGCCCAGAAGAACAAAAAUGUGGUAUAUUUAGAGUUAUUUUUAUUGGACUGAGAAUUUACAAAGGGGAAUAAAGUAGAAACUGCUAGAGAGUAGGGAUUAAAUUCUGUUUCUUGGUAUCCUCAAUUUGUAGCACAGUAUUUGAUACAUUGGUGCUCAAAAAUGUUUGUCAAAUCAACAAAAUUAUGUAUGGUUAUAACUUUUUAAAAGGACAUACCUUCACAGGGCUUUAUUUAUACUAGAUCAUGAGAAAAUGCUUUGUAAAUUAAAUGAAUACAAAAGAAAAGGAAGAAUGAAAUGCUAGAAAGGCAGAGAGACAAAGGAUUAAAGGUAGGUUGUGGCCAGAUUGUAGAGUCCCUUGUUGACAGAUUACAUUUGGACUUUAUUCUCUAAGGAAAGAGGAGAUCUGAAUCUUUCAGAGGAGAGGAGUGGCUUAAUGAAAUCCAUUCCUGGAUCAACUGCUUAAUUAUAGUGCAAGGACAGAUUUGAAAAGGAGAGUUAGGGAGGGAGACCAGUAUUUCAAACAGCUGCUUAGUAUAGAUAGGUUGUUGGGAAACUUGUCUUGGAAUUGAGCGGAAGAGAGAUUGCCUGUGUUUUGAAGCCUUGCCUCUGUCCCCUCCCCCCAACUUUCCCUCCUGUUCUGUCAGUGAGCCAGGGACAGUCCAGGAAGUAUAUUUUGCCACACUGCUAAUGAGAGAGGAUUUGGAAACCACAGGAUCUGCUGCUACUUAACAAUAUAAAAAUAUUUUUUCAACUCUCCGUUUCGUCAGCAAUCUUCCAUUGCAGUGGGUUUCAGAUCUGUGAUAGUACAUUGGAACCCAGGUAGGAGAUUUACUGCCCCCUCCUCUUCCUUCCAGCAGGAACGUAGAAUUCUGUGCCUUUUCUGAAGAAUACUGGCAGCUUCUAAAGUUUUCCACUCUUUUUGGAGCAGAUACAGGCAGCAAGUGCAGAGCUGGGAGUUAAGACAGAGUCAGGAUUUGUUUACUUGUCAGGGAAACAGCCUUUCCAUUUGUAUGUUUUAUACGACAUAUAGGGACAAGAUUCAGGGUUUCAGGAUUCUCUUGAAUCUGUAAUAGGAAGAGUAUUCACUAUUUAGACCUUUCUCAAUUGAAAAUCACUGCUAUAUCCUCUAAUGUAAAUGUCUGGUUCUUUUAUUUGCAUUCUGGGGAAUCCCUUAAAACCUUUGUUGUUGUUUUUUCUAGCUUUCUAUUAUAGCUACUAUUGUUACAUGCUUUUAUUUAUUGAAAUUGGCUGAUAUGGAGCUAUGAGAAAUAUUACUGAUGUGCACUAUACAUUUUAAAAUUAUUUAAUUCAAUAAUUUAAUGCAAGGCAAUGUGUUAGGUGUGAGGGUGAAGGCAAAACCAAGACCCUAUACCAGGGUGGGCAACCCCUGGCACGCGUGCCAAACUGACACACCAGUAACUUUAGCUGGCACGUGAAACCCUCUCAUAAUCUUCCAUUUACAAUUUUUGUGAACAUUUGAAUGACUUAAAUGUUAAAUUACAAGGAACUGG